This is a messenger RNA of Leptinotarsa decemlineata (Colorado potato beetle), 1023 nucleotides long. RefSeq lists its product as uncharacterized. The record is from RefSeq and is a predicted model, not a curated record. Lineage: Eukaryota; Metazoa; Arthropoda; Insecta; Coleoptera; Chrysomelidae.
AUGAGGUCGAUGAGGAGUAAGAGGGGCAGCAAUGAAGUAAACCAAGUCAGGUACGUAUUUGUCGCUGCGUACGAGGUGGACAAGAUAGGGGGCAUAAAUGAUAUAGAAUCGUUCUAUAACAUCAUGGAUAAGCUAAUGGAGACGACACAGAGAGAGGGGAGAAACGGCCUGCAGGUCGUAAUACCCGAAGGACUGAACCCGGACUAUGCAAGGAAGAUACUAGAGGGAACGGCAAGAAAAAGCGACAUGGCUGUUACCAUCCUGACCGCCACUGAUCCCCAAGCGAAGACCCGGAAGACAAAACAGUCGCGAGAGGAAAAUUACGCCAUUACGGUGAGGAGCGGAGAAAAGACAUAUGCUGAACUGGUGAAGACAGUCAAGGAUGGGAUGGCAGGGGAGGAGACAGGUGUGAAAAUCACCAGGAUAAGAAAAACGGCAGCAGGACAUAUGCUUCUCAACAUUGACGGAGGGGAGGAGAAGGCAAGAAACUUGAGAUAUAAAAUCUGUAAUAAAACUAAGGAUCUUCAAGUAAAGGUAGCCAGCAACAAAGCCACGAUAAUUGUCUCCGGAAUGGAAAUAACGGCAACAAAUGAAGAAACAGUCAACGCACUAGCAAAAGAGCUGGGCACAGAUGCCAGGGAAGUUGACAUAAAGCAUGUCAGAACUAGGCAAUAUGGUGAGCUGACUGCAAUAGUGGAAGUGCCGAAAGACACUGUAGGCAGCUUAUUGAAGAGGGGAACGAUACGAAUUGGACUCCCGCAAUGCCGAGUAGUGGAGAGAAUAGAGCUUCCGAGAUGUUACAGGUGUCUGGAUUUCGGCCACAGAACAACCGACUGCCAAGGGGAGGACAGGAGCGACCGAUGUGUAAAGUGCAGACAGGUUGAUCACAGGGUGAAUGAUUGUACCAAACAAGCCUACUGCUGGAAGUGUAAGCGCUCAGGGCACAGGGCGGACCAGAUGAGAUGUCCUUCUUUUAAAAAACUGGUGGAGGCACGCCGUAAAGCACGCCUCGCUAGGAUCUAG